Molecule: messenger RNA, 165 nt
Organism: Cooperia oncophora
Lineage: Eukaryota; Metazoa; Nematoda; Chromadorea; Rhabditida; Trichostrongylidae
Source: the annotation of a GenBank genome assembly
AUGAUAAAUAUAUACCAUCAAUGUUACGCCCCUUGUAGUGGAAUAUCAGCGAAGUGCGUGAACGGUGGUGUUUCGAAUCCUAGACACUGCUCCACAAAUUGCAUUUGUCCAGCUGGAUAUGCUGGAGCGCUCUGCAAUCAAAGGGUAAGCUAUUCAAGGACAUAG